AUGUUUCAUGCUAUACCCUAUGCGGAAGAAUUCGCCGUCAAGAAGCGGGCACUGGAUGUUGCUUUGAAAGGCUAUUCAGAUGUGAAACAACCGAAACGAGCAAGUUCAUCAUUCAUUAGUAUCCGAACGCCAUCUUUCAAAUUAAACGCAAAGUCAAGUUCACAACUCAUCAUAAAGACUAUGGACGAGCAGCGACACAUUUUGGAAGGACUUGACGAAUCGAUACAUACAGAAGUCAUGUUGGUCAAUUCAAUAUUAGUAGACCAUACUGAUGGUAGUAGUACGGCGGAUGAUAACAUACCAAACAAUCUAAAGUCUGAAGUCCUCGAUGCCAUGAGAUCCAUCAAGGGCUACCAAAAGGAAUACGUCCGUGUCUUGCGAGUGAUGGAAGGAAUCAAGGUAGUCGAAGUGGCGAUGCAAGAUGGCUUCUUGGAUCCCAGAAAGGUAGCUAAGUGUCUCAAUGAAAUCCUAAAGGUGACAUGGAAAUCCAGAGCACACAGCCAAUCCCAACAGGUCAUGGCUUCGGAUUCCAAACUGUUGCAUCAGCUCCAACAAGAAGAGUUCUUCCCUUAUUUAAACUCGAGACAUCCGGGUCAGGUAUUCUUUCGGAGUGAGAAACCUAAAAGGAGGGACGAAGAAUUGCAUCUGGUAAGAAUGAAAGGUGCAAGUGCUGGUAAUGGUGGUCCAUGCUCCACGGACAGUAGCAGCAUGCCUGCUCUUUCCAGCAUAUGCUCGGAGUCCGUGGUGUCGGCUUCGGUCUAUGGAGACUCUCAAUAUUCCUGCUACGCACCUUCGGAAGUUUCCAGCAGUGCACCCAAUUCUCCUAGGGCAGAAAAUUCCUGGUCCAAUCGCAACAAGCUCAUUCCAGCAGACUUUGUCAAAAAUCAACAACAGACUCCCGUUUCGAUUCCAGACUUUGAUUCGAGAGAUACACUGAUACCAUCAUUGGCCUUGCGGCAUCCAGAAACUACUAUUUUGGAUUUUCUGAGUCCAACUUUGGAGAUGAUUGUGCCCAAGGAACGGCCUUCCAGGUGGGGCUCCUGCAGCGGCAGCAGCAGUGACACCAACAUGUCCAAGCCUCUGCAUAAGUCGGAACCACCGGGCUUGAUGACCACCAAGGUUGAUGCAACACCCUCCUACCUCCGAGACUGCCUGCCAACCCGACCACCCUCCUUUGCCAAGCGGGCCACCAAUGAUUCCUUUUCUUAUUUGGAGGAAAAGAGCAAUGACUCGUCCUCGUUAAUUGGAAUGGAUGAAAUGUUUUGCUCUCUGGAUUCCGUUCCAAGCAUACCAGCACGAAGAGGGUCCGGGGACUCGAGAUGCAUUAAGGAAGAAAUACUAGAUGAUUGCUAA
Molecule: messenger RNA, 1353 nt
Organism: Cylindrotheca closterium
Lineage: Eukaryota; Bacillariophyta; Bacillariophyceae; Bacillariales; Bacillariaceae
Source: the annotation of a GenBank genome assembly